This is a messenger RNA of Paramuricea clavata, 3814 nucleotides long. NCBI's taxonomy places the organism in Eukaryota, Metazoa, Cnidaria, Anthozoa, Malacalcyonacea, Plexauridae. The record is from the annotation of a GenBank genome assembly.
AUGGCGGACAUGCUUGCUGGUUUUGACGAGUUAAUAAAUUCUGCUAUUAGCGAAUGUGAUAUCGAUUCUCAGAGUAUUCCAUUGUUAAAUGUUGAAAAAGAACGCAUAGAAGCUAAUCUUCUAGAGAAGUUGCCAGAGGAUUACUGUUAUAAGUUCAAUCUUUCAGUUAUUAAUGAACAGAAAUCGUCCUUCCAAACUGAAGACAUAACUACCGAGAAUGUUCAUCCCUGGUUAAUCGAAUUUCAAACCAUCAAUUCCAUCACUCUGAAAGUAAAAACAAAGAAAAAGCCAACAACAGGAUAUCUUAUCCAGACUUAUUACCGGUGUCAACACAACACUAGACGAUGGAGCCCAAACAAAGAUCCUCAGAGAAAACUACAGACAAAUCCAGCAGCCAGAGUGAAAAAUACGAACUGUCCUUUCCAGUUGAUUAUAAAGAUAAAUACAAAUGGCAUUUGUUUUGUAGACAUUGAGUGGGCACAUAAUCACAACACAGUGAAUCUUGAGGCUUCGAACUUUAAAAACAUUUCAUCCUGCACUAUUGAAAAAGUAAGGAAAUUGUAUGAAGAUGGAAAUACACCAUCCAUGGCCAGACAGAUCUUUCUUAAAAAUCUCAAAAAAUCCUGCAACGAUGAGAUAACCUAUCAUGUUAUGAAAGCAGAUAGAUCUGUCACACCUAGAAGAAGGGAUUUCAACUACCUAUAUAGUCAGUACACAAAGGAUGAGUUUGGUGGCAAGAAUGGAGAGAUGUUUCAAAGGCUGGAAGAGAAAAUGGAGGAAUAUCAGCAAAACAAUCCAGGUAUGUGCUAACUUAUAAAGCUAUGUUUACAUGUUGCAAUUUGUCAAGCUGAUUUCAGGUGCACAUUCAUGAUAUCUGGCAAAUAUAGUCAUGAAAUGAUUAACUGAAAAUAUUUUCCAGUAGCAUUUGGAAAAAUCUAAAAUCAGCCCAACAAAUCGCAGUGUGCAAUGCAUGACAAUGACAAAUUAACCUUUACAAGAUAAUUUAAAAGCAAGGAUGAAUUUUGAGAUUUUUCAGCAAAAUCUCAAAAUUCAUCCUUGCUUUUAAAUUAUCUUGUAAAGGUUAAUUUGUCAUUGUCAUGUCCAUUUCAUGUGCAAAAUUUCAGGGGGGUGCAAGUUGAAGGUACAGAAAAAUGCAUUGACUAUCGAGUAUUGAAGCUCCUUAGCCUAGCUUUUAAUUUGCGAAAUUAGACGAAAUGAGGCAAAUCAAUCCAUAUUUUCUACAGUUAUACUUCAUUGAAAGCAUACUUAUCUAACAAACUGCAGACUAUCUAAUAAUAACAAAUUUUCAUUACUUUCAUUCAUACAAUUACAAUCAGCAAGCUGCAUAAUUUUCUUGGGGGAUGCAAAUUUCUUUCAUGGGGGUGGGGUGGGGGUGCAAGUAAUUUCUGGGGGAGUAUGCAUAUCCCCCGCGUCCCCAGAAAGUCCAUCUAUGCUUAAAGUAUAAAAUGUGUAGAGCUUAUUAAAACAUGAUAAGAAUGUCAUAUUAAUAUUUUUCUAGAUGCAUCACUAAAGUAUCAGGUGUACUGUGGUGAUGAAAUGCCCCUUAUUAUCAGUGUUGUCACACCUUUAAUGAAGCGAGUUCACAAGGAAGUGCCUCAGUGUGGCGAGCUUGUAUUUGUUGAUGCCACCUCAAAUACAGAUGAGCAUAACCUGAAAGUUUUCUUGUUGUGUACACAUAAUGUAUCUGGUGCACUACCCUGUGGCCUUGUCAUAACAAGCGACGAAAAAGAAAGCACGGUGAAGCAAGCGUUUCAGAUGUUAAGUGAUUGCCUUCCUGAGUAUGCUUUUAAUGGUCGUGGUCCCACUACAGGUCCUGAGGUUAUUCUUACAGACAACUGCCUGGAAGAACGUAAUGCCUUGAAGAGUGUAUGGCCAACUGCAACACUCCUGUUAUGCAUUUUCCAUGUUUUGCAGCAAGUGUGGAGGUGGAUUGUUGAAAAAGACCACCUUGUCAACCAGCAUGAUCGACCUGAAGUCUUCAGCCUUUUCAAAAAGGCUUUGUAUGCAACGACUGAAGAGAGUUUUGAUGAUUGUUAUGAAGAUCUUUUGAGUGAUGAUGCAUGUAGCAAGUAUCCCAACCUUUUACAGUACUACAGAAACCUUUAUGUGAUCAAGAAGGACUUUGCCCUUUGCUUCCGAUCUAGUAUGCGUGUCCGAGGAAAUCAAACUAACAACUUCGUAGAAGCUCAGUUUCUGGUGUUGAAAGAUAUACUAUUAAGAAGAGUGAAGGAAUACAAUGUGGUUGGAUUGUUUGACAAACUGACUGCUGACCUGGAAAACCAUUUCAAAGACAAGCUAUUGUCUAUUGCAGAUGGGAGUUUUGAUGGCUACUUUAGGCGCCGAUUCCUUGGUAAAAACAAGCGGAAAGUAGAUGGUGGACAAGGUUUUAAAAUUCCAACCCAACAGGAACAGAAAACAUACCUUGAGAAAGUCAUUACAUAUGAGCAUAAUGUAUUUGAGGUUCCCAGUUUAUCAGAAGAGGAUAAAAGGUACUGUUUGGAAAGCAGUUUUAUCUUUUUUUACCUAUGCCCCUCAAAACUUUAAACACCCUUAUACUGCAGAGGGCAAAAAGUAUUGCCCAGUGCUCAUGUUUUUUCGGGGGGGGGCGCUGGUAGAAUUUAGUGCACCCCCCUGAAUCUUAACCCGUUGAACUUGUGAACAAGUUGUAACAGUGGUGGACACUAAGGGGGGUUGGGCCAAUGGGGGGUGCUUGCCCCCCAAUAAUCUCUUAACUGUGUGAAAAAGCUGUAUUAACAAGAUCACAACCACAAAAGCCUGAUAGGCUUAUAAUUAAGGUAAAUUUGCAUAAAAUUUAGGCAAAAAAUUUGAAAGAACUGAUAUUUGCCGCAGUAGAAGAGUGAGAUAUGUUGGCAACUUAAGUUCGCACUCCCAAUAUUUCACGAAGUGUCCGCCACUGAGUUGUAACAACCUUGUUAUUAGACCAGUCUGGUUAUAACAAUAUUGUUCCAAGCUUGUGUUGUCAAUCUUGUAACAUACUUGUUAUAUUAUGGCUGCAUCGAUCAGACAUGUUAGACAGAACAAACUUGUAGCAAGUCUGAUAAUGCCAUCGAUCUUGAUAUAAGUUGUUAACGGCUUGUUCCAACGACUUGCAACAAGCAGUGCAAACACAACUUGAUUGCAGACUUGUUACAAGUUGUGCAUUUUUACCCAUGUAAUUAUAAUAAUUAUAUUUUUUUCAGCUAUUUUGUAGAUAUGUCAAUUGGUGUUUGCAGUUGUGUCAUGGGGAGAGAUGGCAGCCCUUGUAAGCAUCAGUACAUAUUGUGGGCUUCGAAUACUGCCAACUGUAUCAAUUUUGUCCCUGUCUCUAACCCACAGUCAAGACAAAAGCUUGCAUGGAUUGCAAUAGGCCAAACCUUGCCCAUUACCUACUAUACAAAUCUCCGUGCUAAAAGCAACAAUGCUCACAGCAUUGAAGCUGAAGAUCAAUCACAUCAAGUUAAUAGUUUGGAACAACCAGACUGCCAAGAAAUAAGCAUGGAUGAUUCCAUUUUGGUGGAUACUGAAGAGAGAUUGGAACAAGAGCAUAUACAAGAAGGUAUUACAGCAGUAAAUAGAGCCUGUGAGUCAUUGGUUGAGAAACUGAAGUCUACAGGUGACAAGAAUUUGUCCAAAGGUAUGAAACAAUUCUCAGCCCGUUUGAUGAAGUUAAGCAGUGGAAUGCCUGGGAGCCUAGUAUCUGCACUUUUCAACUUUGGCACUGAUGAAUUGAGAAGUACCAGAACUGGCAAAAAGAUUAAAAUCCAGCCUGGCAGAAAACGAAAGUCAAAUAAUG